UCUCCACGCGGCUAUAUAAGGAAAUCAGGGGAGAAGGAAAGAGAAGCGAGUGGAAGAGCAUGGCGAGGAAGAAGAUCCGGGAGUACGAUUCCAAGCGGCUCCUCAAGGAGCACCUCAAGCGUCACGCAGGCAUAGAUCUACGGAUCCGCUCCGCUCAGGUGACGGAAGAGACGGACUUCAAUGAGUUGGCAAACGUGGAACCGUGGCUUUCGUCGGAGAAAUUGGUCGUGAAGCCGGACAUGCUGUUUGGAAAGCGGGGGAAGAGCGGUUUGGUGGCUCUCAAUUUAGAUCUGGCUCAGGCGGCCCAGUUUGUGAAGGAACGCCUAGGAAAGGAGGUUGAGAUGGAAGGAUGCAGAGCGCCUAUUACCACAUUUAUUAUUGAGCCAUUUGUUCCCCAUGAUCAAGAGUACUACCUCUCCAUUGUGUCUGAAAGGCUGGGUUGCACAAUCAGCUUCUCAGAGUGUGGAGGCAUUGAAAUAGAGGAGAACUGGGACAAAGUUAAGACAGUUUAUCUUCCUACAGAGAAGCCCAUGACAGCUGAUGCGUGUGCUCCAUUGAUCGCAACCCUUCAGCUGGAGGUGCGAGGGACAAUAGGAGAUUUCAUAAGGGGGGUCUUUGCUGUGUUCCAAGGUAUAUAUUUCAGUUUUAUAGAUAUGAACCCUUUUACUUUGGUAAACGGUGAACCAUACCCACUGGAUAUGCGAGGAGAACUGGAUGACACUGCUGCCUUCAAGAACUUCAAAAAGUGGGGAAACAUUGAAUUUCCUCUUCCUUUCGGUAGAGUACUGAGCCCCACAGAGAAGUUUGUUCACAAACUUGACGAGAAGACCAGUGCUUCCUUGAAGUUCACUGUGUUAAAUUCCCAAGGACGUAUUUGGACGAUGGUGGCUGGUGGUGGUGCUAGCGUCAUUUAUGCUGAUACGGUUGGAGAUUUGGGUUAUGCAUCUGAACUCGGUAACUACGCGGAGUACAGUGGUGCUCCAAAUGAAGAUGAGGUCCUUCAGUAUGCUCGAGUUGUCCUUGAUUGUGCAACUGCAAACCCAGACGGUCGCAAGAGAGCACUUCUCAUUGGAGGGGGUAUAGCAAACUUCACUGAUGUCGCUGCUACAUUCAAUGGCAUUAUCCGGGCCCUGAAGGAGAAGGAAUCAAAACUAAAGGCUGCAAGGAUGAACAUUUUUGUUCGAAGAGGUGGUCCAAAUUAUCAGACUGGUCUGGCGAAAAUGAGGAAACUGGGCGAGGAGCUUGGGAUUCCGCUUGAGGUUUACGGUCCAGAAGCAACGAUGACUGGAAUUUGCAAACAAGCUAUUGAUUGCAUCACGGCCGCUGCAUGACCAACUUCAUCAUCCAUUGUUCUGCUUUUCGCUUGCCCGCUCAAGUUCAUGUGUCACUCUUACUUGGGGAUUUUGUCAGAGACAUUUACUAGAAUAAUACACUAGAUUUUUCAUUAUCAAAGUUUUUCAUUUAGUAACCUCGUGGUGAAAACCAAUAACCAUUGUAAACCUUUGCCCAUCAAGAAUGUUUCAAAUUGUGAGAA
Zingiber officinale is the source of this 1534-nucleotide messenger RNA. RefSeq names its product ATP-citrate synthase alpha chain protein 2-like. The coding region runs from base 60 to 1331 and encodes 423 amino acids. Lineage: Eukaryota; Viridiplantae; Streptophyta; Magnoliopsida; Zingiberales; Zingiberaceae. The transcript has 11 exons. Gene Ontology annotation, molecular function: succinate-CoA ligase (ADP-forming) activity. The record is from RefSeq and is a predicted model, not a curated record. Gene Ontology annotation, biological process: tricarboxylic acid cycle; succinyl-CoA metabolic process. Gene Ontology annotation, cellular component: succinate-CoA ligase complex.